GAAGUUGGAGAUGCUUCAGGAUCUUUUCUGGAUGUGUGGCGCACACAAAGUUGCCGCACCGCCACAGACGCGUUCAGCUGAGCUCUCGUCGAACGCGACUUGUUUCUGUAAACACACCGUCGUCUGCUUGUUUGUUGUUUGUCGCAGAACAGUACACGAUGCCUUCUCGAUACUAUGAUAUAGACGAUUUUAUUGCCGACGGACAGAAAAUCCCGUGUAUUUUCCAGACUGCGGUGCCUGAGAUGGGAUAUCUCGAACACGGACGGAGUGAGAGCACAGAUAUCAGACACGGUGCGCGACUAGAACUGCCGCUAUGGCUGGCCGAACCGCUAGCAAUGGGUGUCUCUGACGAAUUCCCCAACGGCCUAGUAAUGGUCUCCACCCCCGCCCCCUUCACCUCCAAAAUCAUCAACGCGCUGAAAGCCAACGCGGUGAACGUCGACCUGCGCUCGCUCACCAUGUAUUUCUUCAGACUGGCCCAGCGCUGGCUCGAGCUCACCGGCGACCACACCCUGCUCGCGCAGAUCUCGGCCGCAUUCAAAGAGCGCGCGGUGGUGGUUAACGAUUACGCUUACAACACACGGAGUACGAGUCUGAUGACGGAUAGCUCGGAGUUUAUGGGCAAGCUUGAUGAUACCGAGGUUAAAUUGUAUAAAGCGGCACAUGUGGCAUCCCGACAGUUCAAAAAGUGGGUUAGCAUCAAGAAAUGAGCUUUGGGAAGGGGACACGGCGUUACUGAUUUCAAUUUCUAUUUGUGAUGUACACUCCA
This is a messenger RNA of Myxozyma melibiosi, 769 nucleotides long. RefSeq lists its product as uncharacterized. Gene Ontology annotation, biological process: mitotic DNA replication initiation. NCBI's taxonomy places the organism in Eukaryota, Fungi, Ascomycota, Lipomycetes, Lipomycetales, Lipomycetaceae. Bases 159 to 710 code for a protein of 183 amino acids. The record is from RefSeq and is a predicted model, not a curated record. Gene Ontology annotation, cellular component: GINS complex. The transcript has 5 exons.